GCGUCUCUGCUUCUCAGGACGCAGAGCUCCGCCUCGGAUGCUGCUGCUGCUGUUUAUCUGAUUACCGCGAUAUGAGAGCUGCGUCUCCUUAAAGCGACACGCCGCUUUAAUUAAUGAGACUAGCGGAGAGAGGAGGAGAGACACGCCGAGGAUGCAGAUGAAGACACGCAGCAGCGCCUGCCGGUCGCCUCCAUCUUCUCGCUGCAGGAGGACGCCGCGUGUCGCCGCUUCGUUUCACCGCCCUGGGGUGAUGAUGCCGGCUGUAAUCUGACCCUGCAUGCCUGCAGAAAAGCCUCCAAGACCCCCCUCCUCCCUCCUCUGCUCUCCAUCCUGCGAUACACGGACUGUGGAUGCGUCACAGCCGCUCAUCCUGCGUCGUUUCUUCCGCAGACGCGUCGUAGCCUCCGUGCCUCAUGUGUAGGUUAUGAAAUCGGCUGUAAAAACGCGGCUGUCCGCUCCUGACUCCUGCUGCACACACGGACUCUGUAGGCUUCAUGUCUUCUGUUAAUAGCGUCAAUAAUCCCGCGGAUUGCGCGUCCUUGUUCGCCUGCCAGGCCUUUAACGUUUCUGCUCUCCUGUACACCGCCCAUGCGUUGCCGCUGCCGCGCCGCGCCUCCUCCUUCCAUGGACUCUGAGAUCUAACGCGCGCCGCCUCCGCGUCUACGCCCUCGCCCUGCUGCUGAUGCGGUGCACCUGGGUGCUCGCUGUCUCCUCGUCCUGGUCCUGGCCGGUCAGUGAUCCUCCGGUCCGGGGGGGCUGGUGUCCGCAGAGAGGCAGGAUGGUGCGGAUCGCCAGCGCGCUGGGGCUGGUCAUGUUCAGCGUGGCGCUGCUCAUCCUGUCGCUCAUCAGCUACGUGUCCAUCAAGAAGGACUUUCUGCUCAGCACCCCCAGAUACGGACCCAAUGGAGGACCCAGGAUGUCCAUGUUCCAUGCGGGGUUUCGCGAGAGGCCGCCUCGCAAACCUGACCUGAGCUCCCAGCUGGCGUUGAAGUAUCUGGAUCCAGCUUUCACUCCUCUGACCAACUCUCUCAGCGAGGACCUGCAGAACUCCUCGAAAUGGACCUACAACCAUACUGCUUUUAUACAACUGAAAAAAGAGAUCUCUCAAUACAUCGACAUCCCCCACAACUUCACGCUGACAAGAGACUCAGUCCGAAUCGGACAGCUGAUGCAUUACGACUACUCCAGCCACAAGUACGUCUUCUCCAUUGGCGAGAACUUCCGUUCGCUCCUCCCUGAGAUCUCGCCGAUCCUCAACAAGCACUAUAAUGUCUGUGCUGUGGUCGGCAACAGUGGCAUCCUCACUGGCUCGCGCUGUGGCCCCCAGAUCGAGAAGUUUGACUUCGUCUUCCGCUGCAACUUUGCGCCAACUGAGAUCUUUAAGAAGGAUGUUGGGCGGCGGACCAACAUGACGACCUUUAACCCCAGUAUCCUGGAGAAGUACUACAAUAAUUUACUGACUGUGCAGGACAGGAACAAUUUCUUCCUGAGCCUGAAGAAGCUUGACGGAGCCAUCCUGUGGAUCCCGGCAUUUUUCUUCCACACGUCAGCCACGGUGACGAGGACACUGGUCGACUUUUUCGUGGAGCAUCGAGGUCAGCUGAAGAUCCAGCUGGCCUGGCCCGGAAACAUCAUGCAGUAUGUGAACAGCUACUGGAAAACCAAGCAGCUGUCACCAAAGCGCCUGAGUACCGGCAUCCUGAUGUACACGCUGGCGUCCGCCAUGUGCGACCAGAUCCACCUGUACGGCUUUUGGCCCUUCGGCUGGGACCCCAACACAGGAAAGGAGCUGCCGUACCACUACUACGACAAGAAGGGCACGAAGUUCACCACCAAGUGGCAGGAGUCCCAUCAGCUGCCCGCCGAGUUCAAACUCCUCUACAAGAUGCACACGGAAGGCCUGUUGAAGCUCUCACUCUCCCACUGUGCGCAGGGCUAAAAGUGCACAGGUACAGCGCUCCUUCAGACUCCAGCGCUUCCACAGGCCAGAGUAGUCAGAAUGAUGAGGCAGACAAAAGGAGGAUUUGUAUGGUUUUGCCAAAAUCAAAAUCUUGGCUCUGAGGCCGAGUUGGUGAAAUGGGCUCUGGAACUGGUUUUAGCCCCAAAAAGCCCCGUUUGACAAACUGUUUGUACAGUUCAAGAAACAAGUAAUAUCAUUUUCUACUGCUUAAGAGCUGAAAGACGAAAAGGACGACAGUUUAGGAAAAGUUGGCUGCAGCUGGACUUUUAAGCAGCGUUGCUCUUGAGCAGAAUAUCGCAACCUUGAACUGCUUCAUGGUGUUUUUAUCACUUAUCACUGUUAGGACUAAAGCUACAGAUCAGCAACAUUAAAACCAACAUUAGCACUACGUUAAAGAAGGCAGAUCUCUCAUUCAUUCACAGUCUGGGUCCUGACAACGGGCGCCAUGGCAAAAUAGAGCCUGGCUCAGUAUUUGCUGCAAUUUAGGCCUUGGCUACACGUACAUGGGUAUUUUUGAAAAUGGGCUUUUCUCAAAAAGAAAAUUUCCAUCCACACAAUCACUGUUACAAAAAAAUUCUCUAGUUCUCUAUGCAUCUGUUGGCAGGAGUCGAGCUGCCAUAGGAGCAGAGAAAAAGAGCGGGAGUUUGUAUGUACAAGCAGAGAGCAAGUGGGGGGGAAAUGCAUUUAAUUCUGGAGGUCGUGAGGCUGGAAAUACGACAGUGACAUAAAGGGCUAUGGGGCGGCAUGUCCAGGAGCGCCAACGGCAAUGUAGGGUUGUACAUUGAAAGUAACAGGGGCGUAUUUUUUUACAUGGCGUUCGCCGCUAGUGUGUUUUUUCCUGUAGUGUUCAAUCUCUUACUCUUGUGAUCAGAAAUGAUCUUAAGCUCAAUUCUGAAAUUGUUCUGUAAAUAGUUUCCUCAUAUAUAAUAAUUUAAGCAACUUCUGAUCUAUAUCUGAUCCAUUUCAAUUUUAGGUUAAAAAUAAAAACUUGCGGUUAGGCCACGGAUACAGAUUAUUUAGCUGAUAGAACAGAUGCAGAUAAUGGUGCACUCACUCCCAAAAUAUUGUUCCUUUAAAUUGCAAAAAUGGAUAAAUAUGAAUUUGUAGUAUACAGUUAAUGUUACAUAUCUUAGCCUAAAUGCAUAGAAACAUCUAUGUUUCUAAAAAUACCUGCAUACGUAUGGAGUAGGCCUCAAUUGAUCGUUUAACUGUAGAGCAAAUGAUUGACUUUUCCCAGUCUUUCUCUGAUAAGCCUUCAAUUCAUAAACCAGUUACUCAACACACCUGGAUUGUAUUUCAGUGUCUCACUAGUACCAGAAGCAACAUGCGACAACUUACACAGGCCUUUGCCGUUUUUUCAUGCAGUGCUGCAUUUGGUCUGAACGCCCUGUACGUAAGACAGCAAUGUGACUAGUUUGACUAUAGCAUCAGAGUGAAAAGGAUGAGCAGAGAUAUUGGAAGCUGACUUUGAUUUCAGGACGUAUCUCCCCCCGCUUCAACAGCUAACAUCAUCUAUUGGCUUACAAAUGAUUGUUGAGCAGCUGAACAGGACAGGACCCGUGUUUGCUCCAUUUGCAACGAAGAACCAUACCUAACCACACAUUAAAUGCACAGUAAUUCCCCAAAGCAUCCCAUUUACACAUCCAGCAGUUAUGGAGCAACAUUAUCAUCGUUUAAGCUGUUUUUGUGUCAAACUGAUGAAUGUAAACUCAAUAUUCACUCUCUUUUUGCUCUGUUUUUGGUCUCCACCAACUCCUGACAGAAAUAUUUGGCUGUUUAGCUGCUAAAUGUUUCACUUUCUUCACCAGCAAGUUGUUUACUUUGUCUGAAAAGCACAGAGAGACACAUUUGAAUAUUGUGGAUAAAGGUGGGGCCGUUUCCUGACAUAGGGCAACAAAUCUAAGGAGUCACAACAGAGGCACCAUGAAUGAACGUUAGUUGUAAUGUAGUGCAGGUACAGGCUGUGGGUUGUGUAUAAUUGAGCUAAUGACAUGUUGGUUUAUUUUAAAAGUGGCGGCCCUACUUUGUAAGGUUACUAAUGUUAGCUAGCUGGUUGUAUAGCCAGCACUUUGCAACUUAUCAGGAAGAUGCACUUUCAGCCAGUAUGCUGCCAUUUCUUUCUUCUAAGUUGUGGUAAUUUUUUGGUUUGCCCUAUCACUUUUUUGUGUGUUUAAAAGAAAAAUAGAGCUAGAUAAUUGGUGAUAUAUGUUAGAAAAUAGCCUCAUAGUCCCAGAGUCUUAUAAAUCACCCACCACUUUAGCCAGGUGGCUCCAUUCACAGUUUUUUAUAAUCUGCUAAUGCUAGAGCGCAGUAAAUAAAGGGUCAUUCCCUACAGAAAUAGACCUUUAUGUUAAAGAGUAAGAUCCUUUUUGUUUAACCAGAAACAGCCCCAGAAUCGCCAGCACCAAACCCACCAGACUACAUUUAAAUAAGCAGUAAUUUGAGGUAUAGAGGCAGCAUGUUUUCACAUCUAACUGUGUGAAUUAAGGGUUUAUUUCAAGUAGGGUUGCAGUGAUAUACCGGUUUCAAGUUAUACCAUGAUAUAAAAGUUGACAGUUAGCAGACCGUGUACAUUUGCUUAUUUACGAUAUUGAAAAAACGAAUGCAACUGGACGUUGAAUCUCCCCUUUAUUUUAUUCUUUUUCAAAGGGGAGACAUUUUACACAUACUUCCAUUAACAAAACGGUUUCAAGUUUUUAAUUACAGUGAUAAAACACUUGUUCAACAAACAAUAACCCUCCAGUUUUCAUUCCUUUUAGGGGUCAAUCUGACAUACAAUAAUGUAGAUUCUUCCGUGAUACGUGAAACAGUGAUAAUUUCUGAGACAGUUAUUGUACCAUGAAAAUCUCAUACCGUUGCAACCCUAUUUUCAACUAAACUAGAGUUGGUGGUUGUUGGAACAGUGCAAAGACAAACCAAGAUGGUUUGUUAGUUUUGUUUCUGUCAAGUUCUUAAUGCAAAGUUACGCAGCUUAGCUUUUUACGAAAAACAAACAAACAGUUGGGCGUUUUGACAUUACGUACUUAACGUAAAGUUAGCACACUCAAUGUAACAUGAGAACAUGACAUUGUAUCUUCGAAUAACUCAAAGUUCACUUGGUUUCACAUGAGACACAAACACCAGUCUCCUGGGAGAAAGUCCUGUAUUUGUUAACCCAUCCACCUCCCAAACCUGCCUCCUCACAUGGACUUCGCUCUUUAUACUACUUUCUUAUUUACUCCCAACAGCACAUUGGUCACGUGAUCAGAGCCUUUGUGAUUACUUGGGCUAUAUAUGAAAUCUGGUGCAUUACUUUUCAUAGGUAUGAACACUGCAUGAGAACAGCCCGACACGGGCAAGUGGUGUGGUAGUUAACCACGCAGUUCUUUAACAAGGCAAUUAUAAUUAACAUGAUGAUUAUUAACAUUAAGGGGGUCAGAGGUCAGGUGCAUCAGCCCUGAAGCAGGUAGAGGUUCAUUUUGUUGUUUAACAGGAGCAGGAAUGCUCAUACACACAAGGUUUUCAGGCGUAUCAAAUCUGAAUUAUCAUAUUUUACAAGUGCUUUCUUUUCAUGUACUUUCAUAUUUGGUGCCGUGUGUUAAUAAGACAAUGAAAACGAGAGAAACUGGGACUAUUUUUGUAAUCUGCAGCUGAAUAUCAGCUGUGUUUCACCUCUUGUUUGUCAGUUUCAUUCCAAAAUGAGACAUCUAUGACUUGAAACGUGACAUUUUCAGGACUUUGACAAAAAGAUUGUUGGCAUGAAGGUUAAACUCAAUAUUUAAUAUUACAAGUAAUAGUGUUAUUUUUGGACUCGAGCACAUUAUAAACUCCUUAACAGGAUGUAAAUGCGUUUUAUUUUUGUCUUCUUUUGUCGCCUUUUAUUUUUGUAAUAUAAAAUGUCAGUCUGUAUCAGGUAACAUUUUUCCAGAAUGUAUUUUUUGCAUUUUGAAUGAUAUUAAUGAGGCUGGCUCCAUCCAUAUUGACAUGUCUGUAGAGAUCACUCUAUCAAGGGUAAUAUAUACUAAAACCAUAUUUAGGUAUCAUACACAGUAUGCUGUAGAUUAACAGAUAUGUUUUAUUCAUCCAAUACUU
Messenger RNA from Epinephelus fuscoguttatus (brown-marbled grouper), 6031 nucleotides. RefSeq names its product ST8 alpha-N-acetyl-neuraminide alpha-2,8-sialyltransferase 3 (gene st8sia3). The transcript has 5 exons. Gene Ontology annotation, biological process: N-glycan processing; oligosaccharide metabolic process. The coding region runs from base 683 to 1939 and encodes 418 amino acids. Gene Ontology annotation, molecular function: alpha-N-acetylneuraminate alpha-2,8-sialyltransferase activity. NCBI's taxonomy places the organism in Eukaryota, Metazoa, Chordata, Actinopteri, Perciformes, Serranidae. The record is from RefSeq and is a predicted model, not a curated record.